AUUGGCAAGCCAUUGUCUGCGACUACUGGCCUGACCGGUACCAAAACUCCUUACAGGCAAACCUGUUCUCUUUGGAAAGGGGAUAAUACUAUGGACAUUAAGAAAUCGCGAAAUGAUCAGAAUCAAGAGGGGAACAAGUUUUUGAUGAUGGUGACAAGAAAGCUGGCAUUCGAGAAUGAGCAGCUGACGUUGAGGCUGGGACGCUUGAGAUAUGCAUGGAGGGCUUGGUUGGUGUGGCGGCAUGAGUUGCCCGUGCACCGGGGCCUGGAGCUGGUGUUUGUCAAUGCGUGCUUGGUGCGGAGGAUGCGGUCGGCGUUCAAAGGGUGGCACGCAGUCGUUUCAGAGAAUAAGUGGUUCAACCAGUUGUUGAGUCACAGAUUAGACAUUCGUCACCAGAAGGUUAGGAAGACGGUAUGGGUGAAGUGGGUGGUGUUUACGGAGCGAAAGAAGCGGAAGGAGAAGAUGGCUGUGGAAGCCGAGGGUUUUCCCAGGAGGAAGAUAUGCGAGAGAGCUUGGUGGGGAUGGAGAGAGGCAAUGAAGCUGAUGAGAGGGAAGAUUAGGGUUGCCGUCAAGGCCAUUGAGCAUGCCGAGAGGCGGUUGAAGACGAGAGUUCUGGCAGGAUGGAGGGAAGUGGCAUUCAUCAAGAGGACACUGAGGGAGAAGUCAACACUGCUGAGCCAGCGACGAAUGGCGCUCAUGAAAGCAUGGGCCUUUCGGGGUUGGGUAGCAGUGGUGAGGGAGAGGCGAAGCAUUGGUUACAUGAUUAAACGAACCCAGCAUCGGAUCGGCAGAAUCUACGGUUCCCAAGCAUUUCAUAGAUGGGCAAGGUAUGCUUGCAAGAAGACAGCUAUGAGGAAGGCUUCGUUGUCGGUUGUGGCAUGGAGGCAAAACCAGAUGUUGAGGCGGACAUUGAGGGCAUGGGAGCUGAUCACGAGACAGCGGAAGAGGAAGAUUAAGCUUAGCAACAUGCGGAUCGAAUCGUUCAGUAAGAGGGUGCUGCCUUUGGCUUUUGGGAGAUGGAAGGAGCGAACGAGGAGGAUGAAGGCAGCAGGAGCUAUGGCAGCAAGAUGCUGGGUUCGAGAAGCGAGAGAGCUACUGGUAAGAGUGUUUGUGGCAUGGCGAAUGGCUUUGCUGGUGGGUGACAUUCCUGAAGGAUCCAUGCCGUCCGAGUUGGUUUCCUACGGCGAGGAUCUCGUCGAAACUCGAGCGGCACAAUGCCUUCUUGAGAAAAUUGUGGUCCCCCCGUCCUCAAUACCCAGGUGGCUCUGGCCAUCAAGGAGGUCGGUCAUAGACUCAGACACAUCAGGCGCGCAAACGCCUUCAGCUUGGGGAAACCAGUCACAAAGAGCAGGAGGAGGAGGAGGAGGAGGAGGAGGAGGAGGAGGAGGAAGAGGAGGAGGAGAAGAGGAGGGAGGAGGAGAAGAGGAAGGAGGAGGUCGAGGAGGAGGAGGAGAAAGAAGGGGACGAGGAGGAGGAGAAAGAAGGCGGCGUGGAGAUGCAGGCCUACAACAAGAAGACGCAAGUGAGUCUGAAGAAGAGCAAACGGGCCAUGCUUCUGGUUAUGAGGCGCAGGGUGCACAUUCUUGCGAUGAUGGAGGAAGCGAUAGUCAAAGCCCUGAUAAUCCGACUCCCCCCCCUGUAGGGCCUGUACUGCACCCUCUGAAUUCUCAAAGGCGUAGCCAAGACGCAAGACAGAAACAUACUCAGAACCAGAACGUCAUCGCGUCCAAGGAGUGGAAAGCAAUCUUACACCAUGAGGGAAAAUCCAAGUCCCGUGUCUUUGACGCAUGGAAAACAGAAGCUCCAAAGAGGAGACUACUCCGGCGAAAACAUGUGUCGCUGCUUCGUUAUGCCCGAAGAAAACGACUGUAUCAAGGUGAUGUCUUUUUUUUUCCAGCAUCCUACCUAGCAUAGGUUACUAUAUGGGAGGGCGAAUUUAUUCAUUUCAUUCUAAUUAAAAAAAAAAAAAAACUGACAGGCAUCAAUCAAUGAUGACGGCUUCCGCCGCCGAAAACUCCGACUCCGGUUUCAGCCCGUACUAUACAACGUCAAGACUCAAAAGUUCGAAGCGAAUCCGAACGAGUUUUCUAGAGUCUAAAACAGGCUCUGGCGGUCUGCAUCUGCUGAAUGAAAGGUGCAUGGUGCA
This is a messenger RNA of Chara braunii, 2146 nucleotides long. Lineage: Eukaryota; Viridiplantae; Streptophyta; Charophyceae; Charales; Characeae. The record is from the annotation of a GenBank genome assembly.